Zymoseptoria tritici IPO323 is the source of this 750-nucleotide messenger RNA. RefSeq lists its product as uncharacterized. Lineage: Eukaryota; Fungi; Ascomycota; Dothideomycetes; Mycosphaerellales; Mycosphaerellaceae. The transcript has a single exon. The record is from RefSeq and is a predicted model, not a curated record. Gene Ontology annotation, cellular component: cytoplasm; nucleus. Bases 1 to 750 code for a protein of 249 amino acids.
AUGACCACCAAACUCCGCAUCCUCUGCCUCCACGGCUUCACCUCCAACGGCGCCGUCCACGCCCACCAAAUGCGACACAUUACCACCCAACUCCCCGAAUACGAAUUCCUCUUCCCCGACGGUCCCCACAAAGUCGACAUCGCCACACAAAUGGACUUGUCCAAACCCGCCAAUCAAGCCUGGUCCGACGUCGUGAUGGGAAUCGGUCCCACAGCCGGUCAUCGCGCGUGGUGGUACGCUCGGGACGGGGCGUUUGGGAAUUCGACGACUGGAGGCUUUUGGGGGUUGGAGGAGAGUUUGAGGUCGAUUGGGGACUUUUUGAGGGAGAAGGGCCCGGUGCAUGCGAUUGCGGGCUUUAGUCAGGGGGCGUGUUUUGCGGGGAUGUUGGUUGCGUUGUUGCAGGAACGUGGAGCGGGGGGUUCGUUGAAGCAGCAUUUAGGGGAUGUGGCAGGGACGGAGGCGAGGGCGGGGGUGAUUUUCUCGGGGUUCAGGGCGAGGUUUCCGCAGUAUGAUGAGUUGUAUGAGGGUGGGAUUGAGGUGCCGACGCUGCAUGUUAUUGGGGAGAAGGAUGAUGCUGUGAGAGGGGAGAGGAGUGAGGAAUUGAUUAAAGUUUGCGAGGGGGCGGAGGAGUUGAGGCAUCCGGGUGGGCAUGAUAUUCCCAAGUCGAAGGAGGAUCAGAUGAGAGUUAUGAAAUUCUUGAGGAGGUGGUUGGACGGGGCUGAAAGUGAGAGAGUUCCGGCGAGCUUAUAG